AAAAAACUUCAGAGAUUCAGAGGUCCACAGAUGUGGAAGAGAGCCUCUAUUUUGUCUCCUUUACCACCUCACCCCUCGGUUUGGAGUUGGAGAAACCGAGGCUUAGAGAGGUCAACGGGCUGGCCAAGCUCCCACAAUGAUAAAGCUAGGGCUAGGGCGACACCUGCCAGGCCCAAUGUGACAAGAUACAUCCUGGGUCCUGUGUGCCAAGCCUUGGCGGGGCAAAGUUGGGGCCCAGAGGACGGUAAGACACAGCAACUCCUAGUUCCCAGAGACAGAUCCGGGUUCCAGCCCCAGCUCACCAUGCACUGGGCAUGCCACCCAGGGAGUCAACCCCACUGCAGCCCCCGCCGCGGGGCGUCCAGGGAACCCACCAUCUGCGGCGUGAGUGGUCGCCUCUCACCACCAGGGAGCGCGCUCCGCCUGGGCCCAGAUUCCACCCCUUGACUGUCUCCCCCCAAAAUUUUCCUUUCACUUUCGGUCUCUGGCUGUCACCCGGCUUGGCCCCUCCACACCCAGCUGGGGCAAGCCUGACCCGGCCACAGGAGGCAUGAGGGGCCCCCGACCGAGAUGACAGUGCUGGCGCCAGCCUGGAGCCCAACAAGGCAGCGAGAAACGGGGAAAGACGAGCAGAGAUGGGGCCACAGCCCCAGAAAGUGUGGAAGAGGCGGAAGGACACCUGGGGAAGGAGGAGCGGGGAAGACAGAACAGUGCAGGUGGGAAGCCCGGAGGAGGGGGCUGUGUGUGGAACAGCGGAGGGCUCCCCUAGCGCCCCCUCCCCUGCAGACCUAUCUCCUCCUGCUGCUGCUGCUGAGUUUGGGACUCAGUGAGACCCAGGACUGCUCCUUCCAACACAGCCCCAUCUCCUCCGACUUCGCUGUCAAAAUCCGCGAGCUGUCUGACUACCUGCUUCAAGAUUACCCGGUCACCGUGCCCUCCAACCUGCAGGACGAGGAGCUCUGCGGGGCCCUCUGGCGGCUGGUCCUGGCACAGCGCUGGAUGGAGCGGCUCAAGACCGUGGCUGGGACCAAGAUGCAAGGCUUGCUGGAGCGCGUGAACACGGAGAUACACUUUGUCACCAAAUGUGCCUUUCAGCCCCCCCCCAGCUGUCUUCGCUUCGUCCAGACCAACAUCUCCCGCCUCCUGCAGGAGACCUCCGAGCAGCUGGUGGCUCUGAAGCCCUGGAUCACUCGCCAGAAUUUCUCCCGGUGCCUGGAGCUGCAGUGUCAGCCUGACUCCUCAACCCUGCCACCCCCACGGAGUCCUGGGGCCCUGGAGGCCACAGCCCUGACAGCCCCGCAGCGCCCUCUGCUCCUCCUCCUGCUGCUGCUGCCUGUGGGCCUCCUGCUGCUGGCCGCUGCCUGGUGCCUGCACUGGCAGAGGACGCGGCGGAGGACACCCCGCCCUAGGGAGCAGGGGAGGACACUGAGGCACACAGAGGGGAGUCACCAGCCAGAGGAUGCAUAGCCGGCACACAGAGGAAGUGGGCUAGAGGCCGGUCCCUUCCUUGGGCCCAAUACCCCUCUCAUUCCCUCCCUAGGAUGGAGGCAACGCCAGAACGCAGCACCGGCCCCACUUACCCAACUCUGUACAAAGCCCUUGUCCCCAUGAAAUUGUAUAUAAAUCAUCCUUUUCUACCA
This is a messenger RNA of Cercocebus atys (sooty mangabey), 1640 nucleotides long. RefSeq names its product fms-related tyrosine kinase 3 ligand (gene FLT3LG). The coding region runs from base 571 to 1467 and encodes 298 amino acids. Gene Ontology annotation, biological process: positive regulation of cell population proliferation. The transcript has 8 exons. Gene Ontology annotation, cellular component: membrane; cell surface. The record is from RefSeq and is a predicted model, not a curated record. Gene Ontology annotation, molecular function: receptor tyrosine kinase binding; cytokine activity. NCBI's taxonomy places the organism in Eukaryota, Metazoa, Chordata, Mammalia, Primates, Cercopithecidae.